Molecule: messenger RNA, 465 nt
Organism: Microthlaspi erraticum
Lineage: Eukaryota; Viridiplantae; Streptophyta; Magnoliopsida; Brassicales; Brassicaceae
Source: the annotation of a GenBank genome assembly
AUGAGCAAUGGGCAAGGAGGUUACAACAAAGGAUACUAUAAUUACAAGUCCAACCCAGCCAUGUCAUACCGAAACACUGAUGUUGCUAACCCUCAGGACCAGGUUUACUCUCUGGAGAAUCAUGCUUCUUCUGUUGCUGCUGCUACAAAGCAAGGACAACUACCUGGUAAAGCUAUUCAGAACCCCAAGGAACAGUGCAAGGUCAUCUUCACUCAAGAAGGACUUGUUGAAGAAGAGGAUCAAGAGAGAGUCAUUGAAGAUUUUUGUUUACUGCUGAAUGAUGAUGAGAUUGUUGCUGCUGAGGCUCCUGGAGUCCAGAUUGAUCAACCAGAAGUGCAGGCACCUACUGUGGCCUUCACACUUCACCAGUUGAGCUCGCACAACAAGCUCGAUCGGCAGCUCGAUCGAGUCAACUCUAGCUCGAUCGAGUCCGACCUCAUCUGUCCCAAAGCCGAUUUUGCUUGA